AUGGAGGAGAACAACGAGAUUGGACCUCUUACAAAGCUCAGAGAUAUCUCCGUCAAUUAUAUGACUCCCGGCACUGUCAAGGGAUUCCGCCGGCGAUGCGCUCCGGUCCGUUGUUCAGGUCGGUAAAUUUAUUCUGUUUUAUCUGAAAAAUUUAGACCCAUUUGAAGAAUGUUUCCUUGGCGAUGAGAUCAUAAAGAAGAUAUUUGACGAUCUGAGUCUUCGAGAUCUUGCCAAUUUGAUGUUGGUCUGCAAGAGGUUCUACCGAAUUGUGUAAGCCUUACAAUUUCUUUUUUUUAUCCGCUUUUUAGAUCGAGUCUUGAAUCAUGGGAAGUAUUGCUUAUCCGAAGAGCUAUUAUGGAUGUUGAUUCUUUCCACAAAUUGCUUUCUCGAGGCGUUAGGAAGAUCGAAAUGCAUUCUCCAUGCGCGGUAAUUAUUGAUUAAUGGGAAUGGAUAAGAAAACAAUUUCAGAUUUACUCAGACUUGACAAUCAACCCUCGGAACCACUACGAUCAUCUUGUUCAUCUUGAUUUGGCCAAUGUUUCAUAUGAAAGUCCUUGUUUGCUUUCAGUUCUUGAAAGAACUUCUAAUUUACAGGUGAUCGUAAUGUAAUCUGAUAUAUUUUUUUUAGAUUCUAAACAUUGCAGAUUACCCAUAUUUGGAUUCAGAACACUGCACGGCUAUUGCAAAAAAUGAGGAUCUAUUUGUUCUAAACAUUGAACAGUGUAAAGGAAUUACCUUGGAUGGGCUUUCGUCUCUCUGUAAAUGUGAAAAGUAAGUGAAGCUUAAUUUGUGUUAUCUAUCCUUUAGUUUACGAGAAUUGAAUGCAGCUUGGGCCCAGUUUCCUUCAGGUGGAGCUGCCGUUAUUUGUAAGGUGAUUCCUGUUGGAAUCGAAAGAUUGAGCAUUGCUGGAAGGGAUUACAACGAGUUGCCGGAUCUCUGUAAGUGUAGUACAGCAUUUUAAUAUGUUUUUCAGUGGUUGAAUUGUUGUUAAAUCGUUGUGGGAACCUGGUUGAAUUGGAUGUGUCCGAUUGCCCGAAUCUUACUCAUGGUUUAAUCGAUCAUUUCAAUCUUCAUCCAUCUUUGAAGAUCUUGUCCAUUUGCAGAUGUUACAGUAUUAAUCCUGAGGCCUUACUGUAAGUCAAUUGAAAAGUUUAAACAUUUUUAAAGGAAUUUGGAUGGAAUGAGCGUAUUGAAUAUAUAUGGAUGUGUCACUGAUGAAGGCGUACCUGUUGUAAAACGUAGGUUAAGAGACACCAUCGUAAACCUGAGUCCCUUGAUUAAUAUUGCUCAGCCAUCCAUCCAGAUCGAGGAGGAAUAA
This is a messenger RNA of Bursaphelenchus xylophilus (pine wood nematode), 1318 nucleotides long. NCBI's taxonomy places the organism in Eukaryota, Metazoa, Nematoda, Chromadorea, Rhabditida, Aphelenchoididae. The record is from the annotation of a GenBank genome assembly.